UGAGGAAACUCUCAUCUCUCGGCUGGACAGCCCGCAUGUGAUCUGGGAAGUUCCGGCCCGCUUUUUAUUCUUGGCGCUCACACCUCAAUAAUUCUCUCUCUUCGCGAACACCACAGAACUUCUUUUCUCCAAGCUUGUCAUAGCCCAACAUCACGACCUUCCCUCUCCUUCACAUCACCGGACGUCAACAUGCCUCCAGCAAAGAGCGGUGGAAAGAAGGCUGCUCCGGCGCCAUUCCCCGCCACCAAGGCCGGUGUCAGCAAGAAGCAGGCCAAGAACCCGCUCAUUGAGCGCCGUCCACGCAACUAUGGCAUUGGCCAGGACAUCCAGCCACGCCGCAACCUUAGCCGUAUGGUGAAGUGGCCAGAGUACGUUCGUCUGCAGCGCCAGCGCAAGAUCUUGAACAUGCGUCUCAAGGUCCCACCGGCUAUCGCCCAGUUCUCCAACACCCUCGACCGCAACACCGCUACCCAGGCGUUCAAGCUCCUCAACAAGUACCGACCAGAGACCAAGGCCGAGAAGAAGGAGCGUCUGCACAAGGAGGCUACCGCUGUCGCCGAGGGCAAGAAGAAGGAGGACGUGAGCAAGAAGCCAUAUGCCGUCAAGUACGGUCUUAACCACGUUGUGGCGCUCAUCGAGGCCAAGAAGACCUCUCUUGUCCUCAUUCCCAACGAUGUGGACCCCAUCGAGCUGGUCAUCUUCCUCCCAGCUCUCUGCAGAAAGAUGGGUGUUCCAUACGCCAUUGUCAAGGGCAAGGCUCGUCUCGGAACGGUCGCUCACAAGAAGACCGCUGCCGCCCUCGCUAUCACCGAAGUGCGCGCUGAGGACAAGAACGAGCUCUCCAAGCUCGUCCAGGCCGUCAAGGAGGGUUACCUCGAGAAGAACGAGGAGGCCAAGCGCCACUGGGGAGGUGGUAUCAUGGGAGCCAAGUCCGUUGCUGCCACCAAGAAGGCUGCCCAGCGUGCUGAGCGUGAGAUCAAGAUCUAAUUGGUCCACUGUCUCCUUCACUUGUUUGUGCAUAUCAAGCAUGGCGUUCAAAAAGCACGACAAAAGUCAUGUCUGUUGCUGGUGGGGUUGUUUAGCUUAUGGGAAUGAUACCACGCUGAAUGAAAAGAAGGCACUCAAUCACUGUGGCUGCUCGCCCCGCAGCAAGGACGAUGAUCUAUAUCUCUUGUUUGCAUUUUUCUUUUCCCAAAGUCGUAAACUCUUGACCCCAUUGGUCUGCGAACAUCGUUGUAUCAUGCACAUGCAAGAGACUUUUCAC
This is a messenger RNA of Sphaerulina musiva SO2202, 1264 nucleotides long. Its product is annotated as 60S ribosomal protein L8-B. Gene Ontology annotation, cellular component: ribonucleoprotein complex. The record is from RefSeq and is a predicted model, not a curated record. The coding region runs from base 190 to 987 and encodes 265 amino acids. The transcript is spliced from 4 exons. Gene Ontology annotation, biological process: ribosome biogenesis. Lineage: Eukaryota; Fungi; Ascomycota; Dothideomycetes; Mycosphaerellales; Mycosphaerellaceae.